Molecule: messenger RNA, 951 nt
Organism: Erythranthe guttata (spotted monkey flower)
Lineage: Eukaryota; Viridiplantae; Streptophyta; Magnoliopsida; Lamiales; Phrymaceae
Source: RefSeq, a predicted model, not a curated record
UUCCGUUUUUUGUUUCAAGGUACAAUGCUGACAUGUCAUCACCGUUUUAUUGCAGCAUGUUCGGAGAACUAUGCGAGUUAUCUAAGAAAGAUACUCAUGGUCCAUUAGUCGAACAAUUUCUCAACAUUCACGAGAGCAUGAAAAAAGCCUCUGCGGAUAUUAAUACCUUAAUCCAUUCGAAGAAGUCCGAUGCAAAAGAUAGUAAGAGAGAUGCUUCAUUAUGGGUUCAAGCUGCAGUCGAAACGAAUCUCUCCAAAUUCUCUUUAUACACACACGAAGAAGAAAAAGACGAAAAGGGCAUCAAAAAAGGCGAAAACUUUCAUUAUCUCGUGAUAGAAAACCCUCCCCAGAAAAUCGAAACAGAGCAUUAUUCAACUAAAAAAGUCACAGCUCCGAAAGCGAAAUCAUCUCGUUCAAGACAACUUCUUUCAACUACGAAGCCGAAAUCGGGAUUAAGAGAUGCGGAUAAUUUAUUGGAGAAGUUGAUCUCGUUUUCACGUGCUUGGUUCUUGGAUUAUUUGGAAGAUUCUUUAAAUAACGGAUUUGGAUUUGGAUUGAGAAGCGACGAAAGUUCUCAAAUAGCCGUACUUUUAGGUCAACUUAAACGAGUAAAUCAAUGGAUGGAAGAUGCUUUUCGAGGGGAUUGUGUUGAUGACAAGAUAGAGAAGUUGAGGAAGAAGCUGUACCGAUUUCUACUCGACCAUGUCGAUUCUGCAGUUUCUCACAGGUAGAUUAAAGAUUAAAUCUUUUUGAUAAAUAUAGACCUAACCCUGUUAGAAUUAGAGCUUAAUUUGCUGCUGAAAUGAAUCAAGAUUUUAAUUGUAGCUUAGAAUUCUUGAUUUAGUGGAGAUCUCAAAAGGAUAAAAUAGUAAUUAAGAAUUGUCUUUGUUCUGUUAUUUCGACACUAAUCAAAGUUCUUAGUGUCGAUUCUUUGCCUCUUUUUACAUGAGA